Molecule: messenger RNA, 654 nt
Organism: Gongylonema pulchrum
Lineage: Eukaryota; Metazoa; Nematoda; Chromadorea; Rhabditida; Gongylonematidae
Source: the annotation of a GenBank genome assembly
AUGGAAACCAUAUCGAAAAUCAGAACAACACAACACGGCAAAAUGAUUUUGGUGGUUACAGAUUCGGACUCCUCAGUAAUGGAUAUCAUCUGCCACCGUUAUGGCAGUGGUGCUCCGUUGAACGACCUCACUGCCCAGAUGAGCCAUCUGACACUUGACAGCGGAUCUGCUGCCGCAGCAUUUCCACCACAGGCAGUUGCUGAGGUGUCGACUGUGAGCUCGGGUACAAUGGAAGCUGCAAAUGCGGCGUAUUCCCCUCAACGCCCGGGAUUUUUGAGCUGUGAACGUUGCCGGGAGAAUCCUCCUCACAAUCCGGCAAGCAUCCACAACUGCGUCGGAAUUAUUGUUUUUUCAUCUGCUAAAGUCGGGGCUACAUUAACGAAGCUACAGCAUUUUGCGCUAUUUGGCAACUUGACUCGCGAGGGAACUACGAUGAGCGAUUCUCACGAGUCUGGAGCCCUGACGAAUCCGAGAGAAGUGGCGGCGCCGAAUGAGCCGAUCUCGGCCAAUUUCUGCUUGUGCCAGUGUGCUCUGGCGCCGAUGUUUAAUUCGGCAAAUGCUGUCUAUACAACACCGAUACUACAUCCAAUGCUCGCGGGAAUUGCUUUGGCAUAUCCACCGGAAUUGUUAUGGCACCGUGGAAACAUUGAUUGA